Messenger RNA from Cyprinodon tularosa, 2832 nucleotides. RefSeq lists its product as uncharacterized. NCBI's taxonomy places the organism in Eukaryota, Metazoa, Chordata, Actinopteri, Cyprinodontiformes, Cyprinodontidae. The transcript has 5 exons. Bases 100 to 2076 code for a protein of 658 amino acids. The record is from RefSeq and is a predicted model, not a curated record.
UGAUAGGCAGCCCGAGCCACAGGCGGCUACGCUACUUAAGUGCACGCAGCGAGUUUGCAGAAGACGUGAUAAAACUAGUGAAUUAUCUAUUAGGCAACAAUGGGUCGAAUGUGUGCAUAUCCAGGAUGCGACAACAAAAUGUCAACUUGGACGAAAUACAGUUUCCACCGGCUUCCUCUCUGCAAUCGGGAUGUUUUGAAACUAUGGCUCGUUGUCUUGAAAAUGGACCCCAAAAUCACUAUUCCUCGCUUACGGCGACUGGAUUAUCGAGUAUGCAGUGCCCACUUCUCACCAGAGGACUUUUUCCCCCUAAGGGAAAUGAAAGAGGGUCAGAGAUUUCAACACCAGCACAUCAGAAAGAAUGUUGUGCCGCUGGCCGCCGAGGAGCACACACAGAAAGCAGGGACGAGAGAUGUCGCCUGCCAGUACAGCCCGACUCAAAGGGACGUUUUCAUUCAGACCUCAAAGAGCUCCAUUCCAACAAAAGGCAGUACCCAUAGUAAAGCUAGCCACUCAGUGGCUGUGGGCUGCUCAAUGGCCGAGUUCACUGAGCUGGGGCUUACAUCAAGACCAAUCAGAAGUAAAAGAAAAAGAGUACAGUUGGAGGAGUUGAGCACAGAAUCCAACAACGGACGAGAAAACACAGAUGACGCCUUUAAAUCCAGGAGGUGCUCUGUCGUCGGAUGUGAUUCAUGGCAUCGUGGAGCGCAGUGCUUCAGUCUAGCAGCAGAUCCAGAUAAGAGACUGGAGUGGGUCCAGUUUCUUUUUGUGGUCAAUGGUCAGAGAAUUCAAGAAUCCUCAUGGGUUGACAUCAGAGUUUGUGCUGAACACUUCACACCUAGCUGUUUUGUCCAAGUGAAUCCAGCUACUAGCAUCGCCCUGCUGAAAACAGAUGCUAUCCCAUCAGUGUAUAGGCCUGCUGAUCCAGAGGUGAAAGAGAUGACGUCUGCAGAUGAGAUAGACCCGGUCUUAAAGAAAGUCCAAAUGAUGGAUGAAUCUAGUGAGCCAGAUCAGCACAGGGAUUCAGAUGACAACUGGGAGCCAGAGGACGAGUCUUUGAUUUUGGAUUCUGAUGACAGCUGGGAGCCAGAGGACGAGUCUUUGAUAUUGGAUUCUGAUGAGGAUUAUAUUUCUUCUGACGAAGACACAGAUGAUUCUGCUCCCAAACACAAGGAGCUCUGCACAGAAUGUGGAAAGUUAUUUAAAACAAGGAGGCCUCACAUUUGCGACUAUAAAAUUAAGCCCUUCCCUUGUAACAUCUGUGGGAAGAGGUGUGUCAGUGAGCAGGCUUUAGCAAUCCACAGCAACAUACACAAUCCAAACCAUCAGUUCCUAUGCAAAUUCUGCCUUGCUGGGUUCAAGACUAAAACUAACAAGAAUAACCAUGAACAGAUCCACUCUGGUGAAGAAAGACCUUAUAAAUGUCCCCACUGUUCUGAGAUGUUCGACACGUUCAAGAACCGCCAAGUCCAUAUGAAAGAUCACCCAGAACGAGGUCUGCUAAAAUGUCACAUUUGUGGGAUGGAAUUUUCGUAUUUUAAUGUUUUCCAGAGACACCUGCUGGUGCAUACGAGAGAAAAACCAUUCAAGUGUUCAGUGUGUGACCGAGGCUUUAACCAGUCUGGCCAUCUGAAGUCCCACAUGCGUAUGCACACAGGGGAGAGGCCUUACAAGUGUCAGCACUGCAACAGAGGCUUCAAUCACAACGUGAGCUUGAAGAGUCACCUCAAGCGUUUCCACACAGAGUCUGAGAAUCAGAAGAAGACUGCAAACCUGGGGGGAUCCGUUGGAGGUGACCCUGAGGGUGAAAGAGGCACAGACUCAUUGAAUGACAUUGUACAGGAUGAUCACACUGCAGAAGAGGAGGUGUGGACUGGUGGAGGAGGGUUUAGAAAGAGAACCACAGGCAGACCCAUCGGGAGACCAAAGAAGAAGAUCAAAGACACAACAGUUGAAGAGGAAAAACAGCAAAGACAAGAUAAAAACACUGAUACCGCCAAAAGAAGAAACCGGAAGCCAAGAAAGAGACAGUACAGUAGUGAAGAUGAUGAAGAGGAGCUGUGUGAAAUUGAGUAAUCCUUGGACCUAACAGAGGACGAGGAGAAGAACAAUGAAAAAGUGACAUCAAGGCAGAAACAAAAUGAGGACUUAGACUUUGACCCCACUGAAAUUAAGAACAGGGGAAAAAAACAAAGUCUGUAAGACCCCAAAACAUUACUGUGAAUUUCUUUAUAUAUUUUAUUAGGUUUAGGCUUGAUGAAUAUCUGAAUUAGAUAUCCUACUAAUUUGUCUGUACAAGUGUUUAUGUAACAAACACAAACUGGAGAGACGGGCACACAUGAAUGAUCCGUUUUAAUUGAUCCGCUGGCACUAAAUCCUUAAAAUAUUUUCUGGAUACAAACAGCAAUCUGGCCAAACACCAAAAUUGAACUGUUUCUUAAAUUUACCACUGCUUGGUGGAAGCUAUAAGCCACAUGUUCAACGGGAUUAGUUGUACAGAGGAAAAGAACAAAUAAAAACUGUUUAAAAAAAAAAAAAAUACAACAGCACACCAAGCAAUCGCACCUGCUUGAUCCCGGUUCUCCUGCCAAACAUUUAUUAAAAAAAAAAAAAAGCUGACCUCCAUCCAGCGUAGAACCAAAACUAUUAGACGUAUACAGGUUCAGACAGCUUCAAACCUUUUUAGGCCGGUGGACAAAAAUGCAUUACAUUUUUUUUGUCAUCUUACUUCUAACUGCUUAGGCUUAUCUUUGUUGCUUCUUCAAGGUAUAUGGUUUAAUAAUUGUCAGAAAUUUUUACCUCUCUAGAAAAAUAAAGUUCUAUAUACAACCA